CCGAACCCCGAAAUAUCUCGCGGGCACUUGUGGACGUUAUCGUUAUCGUUCCCCUGCAAACUGGGCCUGUGAAGUCGCUUUCCCUGCAGGUAAUCUCUCUCCGGCGGCCCUGUUCCCGGUGAGGGGAAGAAAGCGAGAGAGAGUGAGAGAGAGAGGAACCAUCGGCAAUGGGUUGGAGCGUCGCUUCUUGGAGCAAUGCUCCGUUGGGGUCUGUUUCAGUUCCUCCAUCACUGCAGAGACGUUCUCUGGGGAAACGAAGCAGCCACCCGCCGACUCCCGUUCUACUUCUACCCCGGACGCCUCAGUUUUGCGGGAUUGGGGAGGAAUUUCCGGCGCUGAUCAGCUACUGUAGUGGCAAGAACGCGCAGGUCGAAUCCUCCCCCAUGGACUGCGUCGGCACAGGGCAGAACGUGGAGUGUCUCGUCCCGGAUGCCACCGAUUCCGAUGGCGGAAACGGCUCCCUCCUCAAGAAGAACGAGGAGCCGGUGGCAGCACCCUUUUCCCUGUCAGUGGCGGCGGAGGAGCUAGUGGAAUGGGGAGUGUUGGUGUCUCCAUUCUUCUUUUGGGGCUCGGGCAUGGUGGCGAUGAAGGAGGUGCUCCCGAAGGCGGGACCUUUCUUUGUCUCCGCCUUCCGUCUCAUUCCCGCUGGCCUACUCCUCAUCGGGUUCGCCUCCUCCCAGGGACGCAGGCCUCCUUCUGGCCUGGCAGCUUGGCUCUCCAUCGCCCUCUUCGGGCUCAUCGAUGCAUCCUGUUUUCAGGGAUUUCUCGCGCAAGGAUUGCAGAGGACCUCGGCUGGUUUGGGCAGUGUGAUUAUUGAUUCACAGCCAUUGACAGUAGCUAUACUUGCUGCCCUAUUGUUCGGUGAAUCUAUUGGAGUUUUCGGAGCCGCAGGACUUGUUCUUGGUGUUGUCGGACUCUUACUUCUUGAGGUCCCUGCUCUUAGUCUGGACGAUAAAAGUUUCUCACUAUGGGGGAGUGGUGAGUGGUGGAUGCUUCUUGCAGCUCAGAGCAUGGCCGUGGGCACAGUCAUGGUUCGUUGGGUCUCCAAGUAUUCUGACCCUGUGAUGGCUACUGGAUGGCAUAUGGUUAUCGGCGGUCUUCCUCUUCUUCUGGUUUCCAUUAUCAACCACGAUCCUGCCUUUAGUGGAGGUCUCGGAGAGUUUUCAGUGAAUGAUAUAUUACAACUCCUUUACACCUCUAUAUUUGGAAGUGCCAUCAGCUAUGGUGUAUAUUUCAACCGUGCAACUAAAGGCAGCUUGACAAAGCUGAGCUCCCUCUCAUUUUUGACCCCAAUGUUCGCCUCCGUUUUCGGGUAUCUAUAUCUAAAUGAAACCUUCUCAUUCUUGCAACUCUUGGGCGCUGCUGUUACUUUGGUUGCAAUAUACAUGGUCAAUUACAGAAAACAGCCCGCAGAAUGAUGCAUGUUUUAAAAGAUUUUCUGUCAAAUGGGUAUAUUAUGCAAGAACCGCAGUUCGGUGCCUCCGCCUCUCAAUCAGGGCUGAUAUACCAACAAUUCAUUUAAGUGAGGCUUCAUAUAGAGAAGUCCAAAAUGGAUUUUGAGUUGCUGUGCAAAUGAGGCAGAAACUUUGGCUGCUUGGCUGAUAGGCAUGGGGCACCAGUUGUCUUCUGAAGGCUGUCUUGGAGCUACAGGUCAUUUAGAUGGGACGGAAGCGGGAUAUUUUUUUUAAAGUGACUAACGUUUAUUAUCUGUACCUCAUAAAACUGCACUUUCGAAAUGAUAUUGGUCUAGUUAGCUGGGAAAGGGGAAGCUUCUGCCCAUACAGUUACUCAAUUCUGUAGACACUUUUCUCUUAAAUUCAUCCAGAAGCUGAGCUUGUUAUGUGGAAGGCUAGGAUGGGUCGUUCUCUUCUAUACUGUGAUAUUUUGGGGCCUGAAGAUAUAUGAGGGCAGGGAAGUCAAGCAUUUAGGGAAGAUAGUAAUUGUGGACUUAUUCAUAAAUUCCCGGAAUGUGGAACGUGGAUAAACCGUCUGUCUGUAGUAUAUCAGGUCUUCUUUCCUGUAAAAAACUUUCAUCUUGUAUACAAUGACAAUGGAAAGGGUUGCAGUUUGUCA
This is a messenger RNA of Punica granatum (pomegranate), 2073 nucleotides long. The record is from RefSeq and is a predicted model, not a curated record. Lineage: Eukaryota; Viridiplantae; Streptophyta; Magnoliopsida; Myrtales; Lythraceae.